UUUGUCUCUGCAGCCGUUUGAGUACCCCAUGUGCACACCUGAAGGGCAAGUCUUUGACCUCCUGAGUAUAGUUCCAUGGGUUAAGAAGUUUGGGACCAACCCAGCCUCCGGAGAGGUACCUUUCAGUGAAGACACACCGGAGAACAUGGAAUAGCUCAAACUGUCCCCUGCUGUCAAUUGAAGAGAUCUUGAUAGUUAUUGUUCUCUGUAUUGUUUUUUGGGUGCUUUGGUGGCUCAGCUGCUGGUUUGAAAACACGAGGUAACACACAGUAGCAUAAAAAGCGAGAAGAGGAGAAAGGUAGAUGCCAUCACAAUGGCAUGUGAGACUGGAUUUGGACCAGACUCUGUACUCCAGGGUUCCCAGACCUGUGCCCUGCUAUCACGUAAACCACGGGUUCAUUUGAGACCAAUAGUCUGUAUCACGGAGUGCCAGCUGCUCUGUUCCACUAACCCCCGGGGCUCAGAACAAUCCUGCUUUGUUUACCCGUGAAACACGACCACAGUCUCUGCAGGGGUGAUAUGUGCUGCAGGGCAGGCAUGCCGCUCUAGAUGUCUUGGCUUGAUUAGGUGCUCUACAAGCCUAACUCUUGUUUUUGUUGUUGUUAAUACUUGUUUAAGAGUGUGUUUGGGCCAGUGCCUGCCUAUCACAAUGUUUCCUGAGGCUGAGAUGAAGAGGGCUCAUGGGUACUGUGUGAUUGAAGCCAGGCUGACACCUGCUGGCAGAGAGGAGUAGCCAAUAGCAGAGACGAGAGGGUUCAGACACUUCUAUCAGACUUGAACAGCUUCCAUAUCCCUCUGCCAUCCUAAACGCAUAUAUUAUUCUACCCAUAAAGAUAUUGUCUCCUUUAUCUGUACAGUAUUUGAACAAUGCUGUGCUUUAAGCUGUGAAAUAUAUAUAUAUAUGCAUUUUAAAUCAAUAUUUUUCUGUGUUCUGAUCAAUUAGAACCCCUGCUAAAGGUUCUGCUCACUGUUGCGUGUCCCUCGGUGCUGGGUUUACGUAUGUUCUGGUUCCAGUUCUACCUUCUCCUGGUAUUUAAAGACAUUGCGGGGGUGAUGCAGGUUACCAGCGCUGCUCUGCUGUAGUUUGAUGCUAAUCUGAGACCAGGAAUGACGUUAAACUUUCCCUCCCUCCCUUCUGUGUGCGAUUUUGCUGCAUCACGGUUUCCAUGGCAAUUGAACAGAGUCAUAAUAACGGCUCUCUGGGUUGUUAAAUGUUCUGUUUUUCAGUGAAUCAUUUAUUUGUCCUUCAUGGUAAUCAAAAGCAACAGCUCUGAGUGCUGUGGAAGAGAAGUACUGGUAUCAGUUGGAAGUUUUUGCUCUGUGGAAAGACUUGAAACCAGAACAACGUGUCCCUUCCAGUGUGCUAAUUGUAUAUCAAAUGCAUACAGAAAGGAAGUUGGGUCCAUUGCUAAGAGGGUAGUGUUGCUUUAGCAGGAGAGGCUAGUUAUCUCCAUGAACCCAAAACUGAACCACACACUGCCAUGCCUCUCGGACAUUGCCUGUAUGUUAAAUAGAUGAUGGUCUGUAUAACCCUGCUGAGGUUAAGUCCCUCAAGUCCUUUUGAACUGUAUGUUGUCUCCUUGUCAGAAGAGCAUGACUAGGAGGGGUCACACUUUGGCUAGUGCAUGGUAUACAGGGCUGAAUGCAUCUAGUUAACUGAGACAAGGGGCAUGAUUUUUCCACAGGGGGGGCAAAUUGCCCAAGUCGUACCUUUUCAGUUCGUCCAUAGUGGAAUAAAUAGACCCUGGUUUUACUGAAUGGAUUUUUACAGCUGCUGACUGCAACAACACUUCUGAAUCCGCUUAAUUUGAUCUUUGCACAGAAUUCUCUGUUUGCUGUUCCUCAGAUCAUCUCCAGGUUUGUUUACAGCAGUGCCUGCAGCUUAAUGUGAAGAAAAGUGGCUUCACACAUCCAGCGUGGGCCUCGAGUCUCAGGAAUAGGGUUCAUCCAAGUACAAUCCUGGGGCAGGUUGUUCUGAGGGAGCAGUGCAUUUCAUUGCUUUCAUCCCAGAGAUAUUGUGUGAUGGGAAAGCUCUGAAGUGCUGUGGGGGGAGGGGGAUUUAUUAGGGUUUCAAUGUAAUAUGAAUGUAUUUCAAAGAUUGGAGUAAAUAAUGCAUCAGUAGCAUUGUCAUCUGCCUCAUGAGAACUCGCAGUGUCAUUAUUAAUAUGCAUGUGCUAUAUUUAUUUAUUUUUCAGAAACUGGAAGCAAAAUCACUUAUCAAACUGAACUUCUUCAAAAACAGUGAAGGAAAGUACCACUGCCCCGUCCUCUACACAGUGUUCACAGACAACUCUCACAUCGUCACCAACAAGAAAACUGGAAAUGUGUUUUCUCACGAGGCGGUGGAACAGCUCAACAUCAAAACCAAAACUUACAGGGACCUGCUGUCGGACGAACCCUUUGCAAGGAAGGAUCUCAUUACUUUGCAGGAUCCUACAAACCUGGACAAGUUCAACGUGUCAAACUUUUUCCACGUUCAAAACAAUCUGAAAGUUACAGAUCCAGAUGAGGAGAAGGCCAAGCUGCACCCAGCGUACCACCUCAAAACCACCAAUCUGGAGACCAGGGAGACUCUGGCUGAGCUCUAUAAAGACUACAAAGGGGACGAGCUGCUGGCCUCCACCAUGAAGCCUGCCGAGAAGAAGAACACCGACAAACUGAACGCGGCUCACUACUCCACAGGAAAAGUUUCAGCUUCCUUUACCUCCACCGCAAUGACACCUGAAACAAUCCAGGAAGCAGAUGCUAUUGCGGAUGACACCGUGCGUUAUCAGUAUGUAAAGAAGAAAGGAUACGUGCGGCUACACACCAAUAAGGGGGACCUGAAUUUGGAGCUACACUGCGACAUGGUACCAAAAGCAUGUGAAAAUUUCAUUAAACUGUGCAAGAAAGAAUACUACGAUGGCACCGUCUUUCACAGAUCCAUCCGGAACUUUAUGAUUCAAGGAGGGGAUCCCACAGGAACAGGAACAGGUGGGGAGUCGUUCUGGGGAAAACCUUUCAAAGAUGAAUUCAAACCCAACCUCUCGCACAAGGGCCGCGGGGUCCUCAGCAUGGCAAACUCGGGGCCAAACACCAAUAAAUCUCAAUUCUUCAUUACGUUUCGUUCUUGCACCUACCUGGACAGGAAGCACACGGUGUUUGGGAGAGUGGUUGGGGGUUUUGAAACAGUAACUGCAUUGGAAAACGUGGAGAGUGACCCCAAAACAGACCGCCCAAAGUCGGAGAUUAAACUUCUGAAUGCGACCGUCUUCGUGGAUCCUUAUGAGGAGGCAGAUGCCCAGAUUGCAGCCGACAGGGAGAAGACUCUCCAGGAGGAGGCGGAGGAGAAAGCCAAAGCGAACCCCGUCCUUCCAAAGAGCAAGGACAGCCUGGCCCCAAAGACCUACCGGCCCGGCGUGGGCAAAUACAUCAACACGGUUACAACUAAGCGGACGGCCAGUUCAGAGGACGGUGGCCCCUCAACCAGCGGAGCCUCUGCCUCUGCAGCUGCUUCAGCAAGCAAGAAGCUGAAGGGAAAGACAGGCUUCGGGGACUUCAGCUCCUGGUAGAGCAGGGAGAGACGUCCCUGAAGCACAGUGGCACACAGGGAGCAGACUGCAACUCGGGGAUAGAGGUGACCAGUGAGAGACCUUUUCUGUAGAAUAAGGUCUAAGAAAAUGUAUUGCUAUAUAUUUUUAUUAUUUUUUUAUUCGUUAUACAUGGAAAGAGAAUAGGAUGUCUGUUAUUAAAAUUCACUUUUUCUGCUUGCAAACAGGUUUUUUUGUUUUUUUUUGAUGAAAGAUCUAAUAAAAAUGACAUUUUGGAAUUAGUUUCCAGCCACUGUGCUUGUUGAGUCAGACCAUGUUAAAUACAGGCCUCCUAAACCUUUCUGAGGCUGUGGUGGUUAAAGCUGCUGCGGGGAGUCCUGGGGGGGUGUCUGUGUCACUGCCGGGGUCACGGUGCAGCCCUGUUUACAGUGAGAGCUGGUGACAGGAGCGGGGAGUACCCAGCCCUGCCAGCACCCCAGGGGAGGGGUCUCUAACAAGGCAUGAAUACCAAGCAGCACUGCACAAUGCAAGCCUUCUUUAAGACACUCGCUUUUAGUGUGUUUUUUUCACUGUGUUUUUUUUUUUUAAAAAACAUCCAAGUAUCUCAUUUUGCUCUCAUGAUUUUAAGUCCUGUUUAUUCAAAGAAAGCCCAUUUGAAAUCUGUGAGUUCAGGGUAUGUCUGGGAUAUGAAUUGAAUUUGUUACGUUUGCAAAAAAAAAAAAAAACACCUCCCUUUUAGAACCUAUGUAGAUGUCAACAAGAAUAGAUCUUUUAACUGUUCAGUCGUCAAAUACAAGGCGUUGGUUUAAGCCCCACAUUUAUGAAUAUAUCUCUUUCCCCCCGCAUAUGUUUUUUGUAUCCUAAUAAAUGUAAGAGUUCAUUUAUAAUAAUUUCUACAAACCUGUUUUGGUGUAAACUUGAUCAUUUGUAUAGUUUUGAUAGUCGGAUCGUGUCAUUUUUUGUUUUAUUGUGUACUAGCAAUAAAACAUGUAAACCAUC
Messenger RNA from Acipenser ruthenus (sterlet), 4529 nucleotides. Its product is annotated as RING-type E3 ubiquitin-protein ligase PPIL2-like. Gene Ontology annotation, molecular function: ubiquitin-ubiquitin ligase activity; peptidyl-prolyl cis-trans isomerase activity. The record is from RefSeq and is a predicted model, not a curated record. NCBI's taxonomy places the organism in Eukaryota, Metazoa, Chordata, Actinopteri, Acipenseriformes, Acipenseridae. Gene Ontology annotation, biological process: protein folding; protein peptidyl-prolyl isomerization; protein polyubiquitination. Gene Ontology annotation, cellular component: catalytic step 2 spliceosome. Bases 2139 to 3551 code for a protein of 470 amino acids. The transcript has 17 exons.